Molecule: messenger RNA, 1096 nt
Organism: Exaiptasia diaphana
Lineage: Eukaryota; Metazoa; Cnidaria; Anthozoa; Actiniaria; Aiptasiidae
Exons: 2
Coding region: 1-1011 (336 amino acids)
Molecular function (GO): protein binding
Source: RefSeq, a predicted model, not a curated record
AUGGCGGCAGAUUUGGAUUUGAGAAAAAUAGACGAGAAAGCAAUCACAAAUUUACAGGCUCAUGUUCGUGGUGCAUUUGUGCGUUCAAAGCUAGAUGAAGUGCGUCAAGAGUUCGAAAAUAUUGUUCACGAAUUGGACGGGCCAAGUUUUCGUGUUUUGUGGAAUUCAAAAACUUUAUCAUUUCCUUUGGUCACAAACAAUAUUGAAAAGGACGAAGAAAUACCCACCUUUGAUAGGCAAACAGGCAAAAACGAGGAAAUCGAGACUGCAGAGACCAGUAGUGAUGAUCAGGACCAAACAAUUACAUUAGAAAAUGUUGAAAACCUAAAUGUUAGCAAAGACAAGCUGACCCACAAUUCAUMUACGGAGUCAGUUAGACAAAAUCUUGAAGGAAGAUUUGACAUGGCACAUACCAAAGAUAUAGAGUGGACUGUUAGCAAAGAAGGCAAAAGAGAUCCUCUAAAUGAUGUUGAUACUUUGUCAGAAGAUUCAARCRAUUUUGCAUCUGCAAAGGAUUUUGAGAUGUCUAAGCACAAUUUGAAUGCGAAAGAUUCUGAAUAUGAGAAUGCAAAGGAUUCUGGGAGUGGAAAAWUUCAUCCAAUAAAGGAUUCUGGGUACCUUGGAGUUUCUGGGAGUAUCAAAAAUGAUGCCAAAACUGCAUUUUUUGAGGAUGCAAAAGAUUUGGAUAAUGUAAAGGAUUUUGAAAGCACCAGGAAUCAAGAGAACCCUAAUGUUUCAGUGAAAACAAAGGAUUCUGGGCAUUCAAUUGCAAAGGAUCAUGGGUAUCUACAUGCAAAGGAUUCUGGGAGUAACACAACCUCUGUGAACUGCCAAUCAGGAAUGACAAGUCCUGUCUUCUCGCAACAUAGUACACCCGUACCAACACAGAACACUAGAAUUAACAACAGACACCUUGAGGGACACCCAGUACUUACAGAGAGUUGGAUGACUGACAAGUCCUUUGGUAAGCUGUUAUGUGCUUUGUAUCAAAAGUGGGACAUUUUCAUCUAAGUACUAAACUUUCAUGCAGUGCUUGCAGUACUGCAAAUAAGAAACUUAAAAAAAAAUGAUGGAUGGCCAAUGUAUAAUUAAUGUU